Molecule: messenger RNA, 1383 nt
Organism: Lolium rigidum
Lineage: Eukaryota; Viridiplantae; Streptophyta; Magnoliopsida; Poales; Poaceae
Product: F-box protein At5g07610-like
Exons: 2
Coding region: 176-1087 (303 amino acids)
Source: RefSeq, a predicted model, not a curated record
CCUCCCGGACGACAUCAUCUUGGAGAUCCUCUCACGCUCGCAAGCCAGCUUAAUAUACCGGUUCAUUCUUACAUCGAAGGCGUUGGGCCGUGUUAUUUCGUCCGACAAAAGAUUAUCUAGAGCAUUUGCUGGUUACUUCUAUCACACAUACGAUUUUUUCCGUGAGCCUAGAAUAAUGCGCUGCUUUGCCAGCAUCUUUGGGCAGCAGAUUGAUCCUAGCCUGGAUUUCAUGCCACAGGAUUAUGAGUUCGAGCUAGUAGACAGCUGCAUGGGCCUUCUUCUUUGUCGUUGCAACAAGACACCAUCCUCUUCUGAUGUGUUCAACUAUGUAGUUUGCAAUCCUGCAACAAAAAGUUGGUUAGAUUUGCCCCCAAGCCCUACUAGCCGGAGAACUGCUAUUUGCAUGGCCCGUUUGGGUUUUGACCCUGCAGUCUCACCAGAAUUUUAUGUAUUUGAAUUCCUGGAUAUGGGUGAGGUCCUAGAAGUGUCUGGGGUAAACAUCUUCUCAUCUGCAAUGACAAGCUGGACGUAUCAAAACAGUGGGUGGGAUAAGGUUAUUGGUCUGCAAAUUGAUUCCAGAAGUAUAUUCAUUCAUGGAAGAAUCCAUCUGAUUACACAGUUAUCUGAGUUAGUUUCAGUAGACACCAGAGGGGAGUCUUGGACUGUAUUCAGUAAUUUGACUGUUGAGUUCAUUGGGCUGUCACAAGGGCACUUACACUGUGUCACGGCAAAUACAGCUGAUGUUGCCGUUCUUUGUCUGGAGGAAUAUGACACCAAGACAUGGGUUUCCAAACUUCAUCUUGCCAAGGGACAGUUGUCUGAAAACAGUGCAGAGAAUUGGAAAAUAAUUGGGAUACAUCCAGAUUUCGACUUUCUUUAUCUUGCCAGUAUAGAUGACAGUAAAAUUGCAUCCUACAGCAUCAAGUUCCACGAAUUGAAGCACAUUGUUGACCUUGAUGAAGGUGCCCAAGGGCAGUACUUUUCUUAUGUUCCGAUCUUCUCAGAGAAUCUACAAGAUCUUGAAUGUAGACAUUCGAUAGAUGGGAGCAUUUGCAGGAACACAUCAGAGACUAUAAGAUCAGCCUGACGUUGCUCUUGAGGUUACCAAGUAGAUUACUGCUAUAUCAUGCCAUUCUUUACAUCCUCCAAGUGCUCCUGUAUGCAGGAAAACUCUGUUAAGUCACUAGAUUAGUUUUACAUCCCAGGAUUUCAGUUGUAGCAUGCUACCCUUAUGAGCACCCAGUAAUGUAAAGAUGAUGAAGACGCUCACUCUUGUUGGCCAUAUUGGAGGUGUCAUUUUGCGUUAGUAACUCUGGACAUCUUCAGAUGUUAGAACGGAGCUAGCCAGGGACCUGUAGGUUAUAGGACAUUCCUGUAGAUGGU